Messenger RNA from Erpetoichthys calabaricus (reedfish), 1848 nucleotides. RefSeq names its product piggyBac transposable element-derived protein 2-like. The transcript has a single exon. The record is from RefSeq and is a predicted model, not a curated record. Bases 1 to 1848 code for a protein of 615 amino acids. Lineage: Eukaryota; Metazoa; Chordata; Cladistia; Polypteriformes; Polypteridae.
AUGAACACAUCAACUUUCUAUGGGAAGCGAGCUGGUGGACUUCAAAUCAGGGUUCCACCAGUUGAAAGUGAUGACAGCUGUCUCAGUGACAGUGAGGAUAGUGAUGAAGACUACAUACCUACACCAUUAUCACAAGGUGAUGUUUCUGAAGAUGAAAGCAGUGGUAAUGAGAGUACUGACAAUGAAAGCAGCAGUGAUGAAGACUCUGACAGCAAUAAUGAUGCACCUGCUAGCACCAGUGCUACUGGUGCAAGAAGGCGACCAGUUGCUACUGCAAGGAGAGCACAGCAAAAGGCAGUGUGGAAGACAGUGCAACAACAGAACUCUGCAAAGGACAUUCCAAUUUGGCAAGCUGCUCUUCCUGAUGCUGAUGAAAUCAGACUGCCCAUUCAGUAUUUCCGAGACUUUUUUGAUGCUGAUCUUUUGGAUAGUAUUGCAGAAGAAAGUAAUCUGUAUUGCAUGCAAAAAAAUCCAAAUAGGGCCCUCAGAUUGGAUCGAAAUGAAUUGGAGCAGUUUAUUGGCACUGUAGUGUACAUGAGUGUUGUACAUUUACCAAGGUCAAGAAUGUACUGGUCCAGUGACUGUCGAGUAGCACAGGUGGCUGAUGUGAUAUCCCGAGACAGAUGGGAACAAAUUAAAAAAUUCAUUCAUUUCAAUGACAACAGCAACAUGCCAGCCAACAAUGAUGGAAAUUACGAUAAGCUUUUCAAAAUCAGGCCAAUUAUUGAUUCACUUCUCCCAAAAUUUCAGCGUCUCCCACAAGAUCAAAUGUUGUCUAUUGAUGAGCAAAUGGUGCCAUUGAAAGGUAGAUCUAGUCUAAAGCAAUAUAUCCCCAAGAAGCCAUACAAAUGGGGAUACAAAAUCUUUGUGCCUUGUGAUACAAAAGGCCUGGUGCAUUCAUUUGACAUAUUUGCAGGGAAAAUAGAUCCUGUACCUGGAGAACCUAACAUUGGUGCAAGUGGAAACAUUGUGCUAAAGCUUGCACAAGUUAUUUGUGGCGGUCUCAAUCACUUGCUGUAUUUUGACAACUGGUUUUCUUCCUUGGAUUUGUUUGUUGCUCUUGCAAACAAGGGAAUACCAGCCCUGGGGACUGUGCAGCAAAGUCGCCUGCAAGGGUGCAGUUUCAGCGUAGACACUGAUAUGAAGAAGAAGGGAAGAGGGACAUUUGAAGAGAAAAAGGUUGUUGUAGUCAAUGUAGAAAUAAGAGCAGUAAAAGGGUUUGAUAAUAGAGGGGUGAUCGUUGCCAGCACUUUUGGCAGUGCCCAGCCUGUUUCUAACGUAGAAAGAUGGGAUAGAAAGUCAAAAAAGAAAGUGUCUAUAGAAUGCCCAAACAUCAUCAGCCUGUACAACAAGUUCAUGGGCGGCGUUGAUGCUCUUGAUGCACUAAUUGCAUAUUAUCGCAUCCACAUAAGGUCAAAAAAGUACUAUCAUAGGUUCAUUUUUCAUUUUGUUGAUAUGGUCAUUGUAAACAGCUGGUUGUUGUAUCGACGUGAUUGUGAUUCACUGGAUGUACCAAGAAAGAAGCAGAAGGAUUUACUAGCUUUUAGAACAUCAGUUGCACAGGCACUCUGCAUGCAAGGCAAGGAUAUGUCAAGGAAGAAGAGGGGGUGGCCUUCAUCUGAUGUUGAAAGGGAUUUCAAAAAGAAGAAACAUCGAGGUCCAGCUAAGGCUAUUCCAACACUGGAAGUCCGUUCAGAUGCUGUGGGUCACUGGCCAGUGGUUGAAAGUGGACGGCAACGCUGCAAACGCCCAAAUUGUAAGGGCCAGACUGUAAUCAAAUGUUCAAAGUGCAAUGUUCACUUGUGCCUCAACAAGAACAACAACUGCUUUCGAGAAUUUCAUGAGUAA